This is a messenger RNA of Eimeria necatrix, 714 nucleotides long. RefSeq lists its product as hypothetical. Bases 1 to 714 code for a protein of 237 amino acids. Lineage: Eukaryota; Apicomplexa; Conoidasida; Eucoccidiorida; Eimeriidae. The record is from RefSeq and is a predicted model, not a curated record. The transcript has a single exon.
AUGGCGCUGCCAGCAGCAAGACGCCUUCUCGGUCUCGGCUCGAGAGCUGCUGCUGGGGGCCUCCUGAGGGCCCCCCUGUCUUCUGUGGCAGUCCCGAGGGCCCUCUGUGUUCCUGCAGCAGCAGCAGCAGCAAGUGGAGCUGCAGCAGCAGCAACAGCAGCAGCAACAGCAGCAGCAGCAACCAAGAGAAGCUUCGCCACCAUGCCGCAGCCGACUUGUCUCGUUGGCACCACCGCGCCAGACUUCACCCUUGACGCUUACAUGCCCUCUGGUAAGACCAGCAGCAGCAACAGCAGCAGCAGCAGCAGCAACAGCAGCAGCAGCAACAGCAGCAGCAACAGCAGCAGCAACAGCAGCAGCAACAGCAGCAACAGCAGCAGCAGCAACAGCAGCAGAAGCAGCAGCAGCAGCAGCGAGACCCCUCAAUUCCUCAGCUCAGGGUUUAUGCAGCUUCCCACAAUCCCUGCGAAACCUCGUGUCUCCCGUGCCCCUGCUGCUGCUGCCGCUGCUGCUGCUGCCGCUGCUGCUGCUGCUGCUGCUGCUGCUGCUGCUGCGCAGGGAAGGUGGAGAAGCUGUGUCUGUCGGAGCUGCUGCAGCAGCACAUUGGAGUUUGUUUGCUGUUUUACCCUUUGGACUUCACUUACGUUUGCCCCACAGAGCUGCUGGCCUACAACAGCAAAGUCCAGGACUUCAAAGACCUCGGAUGGGCUGUGA